Molecule: messenger RNA, 781 nt
Organism: Neurospora tetraspora
Lineage: Eukaryota; Fungi; Ascomycota; Sordariomycetes; Sordariales; Sordariaceae
Exons: 2
Coding region: 149-661 (170 amino acids)
Source: RefSeq, a predicted model, not a curated record
GGCAAAAUGAGUUGGGUUCUCCAGGUCUCCCCGUCUCGCCUCUCUUCAGUUCCCACUCAAUUUGCUUCCGUCAUCAAUCCCACCCACCUUUUUCCAUCUCUUCCAUCGACCUUUCAUCCCGGCCCUCCUCCUCCUCCUCCUCUUUCCCAUGGCGGACUCGGUGACCCACACUUCACCUCCCUCUUCUUCUUCUCCUUCUUUUCAUUCUCUUUUUGGCACUUCUCCUCCCUCGCACCACUCCGACGGCGACGCGAACGAUCGCGACGACGAUGAACCGAGCCCAACACAACCAAUCUCCUUCCCAGGGUCAGUGCUUGAUAGUACCGGUGCCGUGAGUCCACGUUUGCGUGGAUGCAUAGCCAGUCCGUUUCUCCUCGUCGACACACUGAAAGUACGCCUGGUGGAAGGACGGGGGUGCUUGAUGGGCCAUCGGAUCGUGGGAACCUCGCAGACAGCUGUGUCGGCUAGCCAGAGCGGCGGGACUAUCAUCACCGACACCAGGUCUUUCUAUCUCUCUUUUAUUACCCACCCACCCCUCUCGCCUCGCCUUCCCUCACCUUCCAUCACUUCCCUUCCCUCCCCUCUCCCCGUCACCCCCCUUUCCACUCCUGGUGCUGUGUGUACUUGGGCACACAGCCGUCGCGUUUCUUACUGGCAAUAGCUGGAAGGAUGCGUCCCACGAGUCGAGAACCGUAAAAACUUGCCAACUCCUACCCACAGGCUAGCCACCUGUUGGAAGGACUGGGGUUCUCGAUAGGCCGUGGAUGCAGAUGCUGCUGGC